Saccoglossus kowalevskii is the source of this 2691-nucleotide messenger RNA. Its product is annotated as protein bicaudal C homolog 1-like. The record is from RefSeq and is a predicted model, not a curated record. Lineage: Eukaryota; Metazoa; Hemichordata; Enteropneusta; Harrimaniidae. Gene Ontology annotation, molecular function: protein binding; RNA binding. Gene Ontology annotation, cellular component: cytoplasm.
AUGGAAUGUAAUAUCUGGGCACCGCUGCAUGAUUGCAAGGAAAUAGGGUGGGACCGAUUCUUUACAUCUCGAACUCAGUCAAGGAUGACAUCACAACGAGAUCCACAUAUCAAGGUGUCGGGUAAAAUCGGCAACGUUGCUUCGGCAAAAGAGAAAAUUAUGGCAGUUUUAGACACAAAGAGCAACAGGGUAACAUUAAAGAUGGACGUGUCCUACACAGAUCACUCACAUGUUAUCGGUAAAGGAGGAAAUAAUAUUAAAAAAGUAAUGCAACACACAGGAUGUCAUAUUCACUUUCCUGACUCAAACAGAGGAAAUCAAGCAGAAAAAAGUAAUCAGGUAUCAAUAGCAGGACAGCCAGAAGGUGUUGAACAUGCUAGAAGGAAAAUAAGGGAACUUUUACCGCUCACAGUUAUGUUUGAAUUGCCGAUUACUGGUGCCUUGCAACCCGUUCCAGAUAUCAACGCUCCCACUAUACAACAAAUUGUGCAAACAUAUAAUGUGUCUGUCUCCUUUAAACAACGACCCAGAAUGUACAUAACAACUGCCAUCGUCCGAGGUUGCGUGGAUAACCUUGUAGCACUGAAAGAAGCCACAGCGAGACUUAUAGAGCAUCUCACGGGCAAUGUUGGGACAACUGUUCCUGUGAGUAUGCAGCUAGAAAUUGCUCCUCAGCAUCACUUGUUCAUGAUUGGUCGAAGUGGUGUGAAUAUUAAACAGUUGAUGCAACAGACAGGGGCUAGCGUUCAUUUUCCAGAUCCAAAUAGUUCACCCAGAAAGAGUACUGUGUUUAUUUCUGGUAGUAUUGAUUCAGUUCUACUAGCAAGAGAUUUUUUAAUAGGUUGUUUACCACUAGUUUUGAUGUUUGAUAUGAAAGAAGACGUUGAUAUCGAUCAACAAAAAAUAACCCAACUCAUGGAGCAGUUGGAUGUUUUUAUUAGCAUUAAACCAAAACCAAAACAACCAAGUAAGUCAGUCAUUGUGAAAAGUGUUGAGAGGAAUGCAGGAAAUAUGUACAGAGCAAGGCAGAUAUUACUUGGAAUGGACACAGAAAUGCCAAUUUCAUCUUUGUUAGUAUCGUCAUCGUCAUCACCAUUAUCAUCGACAUCCACAGCUCCUGCUAUCAGUAUUAGUGAUAGUCUUACAUCUGGACUGGGACUCAACAGUCUCAACAGUUUAGGUUUAUUUGGUGGAAGCGCACUCAACGUAAAUACCACCCCAAGUAUUCUUGGUAUAAAUGGACAUAUAAGUCCGCUACAAAGUCCACAAAACUCAGGUACAUCAAGUCCUAAUCAUUGGCAGCCAUCAUCACCAAAUGCACCAACAGGUUAUCCAGUGACACCGAUAUUUGUUACACAGCCGCUCAACCCAGUACUCCUAGCACCGGGACCAACUUCAUACCCUACCCCAUCUCCUCCUCCAGGGCUAACCCCCCUAGACAACAUUCAACAACUUACACAACUUUCUCAACUCACAGAAGCUUUCAAGCAAUCCUCAAGUAGUCAUCAGUCUAGUGAUUCAUCUUAUUUUAACUCCCAGAGUGCCUUUGAUCGUGUGCCUACACCAGAUGUGGGUGCAAGCAGCAACCAAAGUAAUGGAAGCAGUCCCAGCCGAAGUCCUUCUUCAAGUCCUCCCACGAAUGUACGGCUGAAUCCUCCUGUUAAUAAUAAUGUUGAUAUAUGCACGAUGAAAUCUGGAUGUGGAUACGUAGAUGUUCUGAUCCCUAGCAGUUAUAAUAACCAGUCUUUACACAGUAGUGGUAACAGCAGUAGCAAUGCUAUGACUGAUCUCAACUCCGUCCUUGGUGUCACCACCAGUCCUCCGACUUCCAAAAAACAGAUUGUUGCUCUGCUGGCUGGAGCUAGAAAUAUUCCCUUACACCAUGGUGAUAGAAGGUCUUCUGAAUCAGGAGACAGUGACUGUUCAGAUAAGAAAGCGCCGGGAGCUGAAUGGAGUGAACGAGAGCGAGAGCAACGAGAAUUGGAGCGCAACUUUAUGGCUGGACAGUUACCAAUGUCAUUUGAUUACGAAUACAAAAAACUAAUGGCUACAAAAGCAAUGCAAAAAAGGCCGAUGGUGUCGGAAGUGAGAACGCCUACGGAUAUGUGGAGCGGGAUGGGAUUCUCAAAGUCAAUGCCAGAAGCCAUGAUACGAGAAAUACGAAAAAAAAAUAAUAUAAAACAUCCUUAUGGUGGGAGUACUUUGGACUCAACGUACCAGGGAACAUUGCCAGAAGAAUCCGAGAUGCCCCCUACUAGUAGCAGCUGUUGGCCGGCAAAGUCAUCGUCAGUUGCCCCUGGCGAAUAUCCUGUACAUAGGAAAAAGCGACCUGAGUACAGUUUAAGUUCAAGUAAUUACAUGGAUGGUACUUCACUGCCAUCGCCAACAAAGGGACUAUGGUCUAUGGCAGCAAAUACUACUUCUAAGCCUGACUUGCCCGAUUUAUUCAGUAAACUUGGGUUAGGAAAGUACACAGAUGUUUUCCAGCAACAAGAGAUUGAUCUGCAAACCUUCCUAACAUUAACUGAUAUUGACUUGAAAGAGUUGGGUAUUACAACAUUUGGUGCAAGGAGGAAAAUGCUAUUGGCUAUUUCAGAUCUCAAUAAAAAUCACAGAAAACCAUUUCUUGGCAAUACCUCCUCCAUUCUUGACCAGUCGCCUCAGCAGCACAGCGCAGGUCCAUGCUGGUAG